CUGCCAUCCGAGGUGGAACCCAGCAGAGGAUGGAGGCGUUCACGUUCGCCGUUUCCACGCAGGUGGACUUUCCCAUCCAUGUCAAGAUUGGCUCCUUGGAGGGAAAGCAGAAACAGGUACCUUUUUCGGUCCUUCUCAAACAGCCCGAAUUGCGCCACAUUGGCUCCGCGCAGAACCCCGUCUCCGACCUCUUCGUGACGAUACAAUUAUGGUCCGCAUCCAAAGCGCUGGGGGUCCCGCUGCAGACUUCCUACAAGCCGUUCAAGUCCGCUCGCGCAUGGAAUGAAUGGCUCCAGAUGCCGGUCUCGAUCAAGGAUGCCCCCCUCAAAAGCCAGCUGGCCAUCACGGUCUGGGAUCUUUCGCCUUUUGGCGGCGAGGGAGCGCGUGGGCAUUACGUGCCGUUUGGUGGGACCACCAUAUCACUGUUCGAUGACGAUGGCAAGCUCAAGACGGGCAGGCAGAAAUGCAAACUAUACCGGCAUAAAGCCGCAGAUGGCUUUUCCUCGACGACAACCCCGUCGACUCCGCCGCCGAAACGUCGCAAGGCCAACGCCCCGGAUCCGCUAGGGCCGUCCGCCGAGGAGAUGGAACUUGAGCGCGUGGAGGUGUUGAUCAAGAAACAUGAGAUGGGAGAAAUACCGCGAAUUGACUGGAUGGACCAGAUGGUUUUUCGUCAGCUGGAAAGGCUUAAACUCAAUGCAGACGAAGCUGUAAGGAAACGAGCCAUCCUUAUGAAGGCGAAGAAACAAAAAGAUUCGGAAAAUCAGGGGGCGGACGCAGAUGAUUCGGAUGACGAAUGCGUGGACGACGAGAACUUUACUCUCUACGUCGAUUUUCCGCGCUUCGACCAUCCCAUCGUCUGGUCGGAUCAUGAGUACCCACCGCCUCCUGUUUCGGCCUAUCCGCAAGGUGCGCCCGCAAAUGCCAAUUCUGCGCUGAAGCCCCUUCCAGAAGUCCGCUUUGGUCCCGGGAUAGAAGGUGCAGAUGGUGGAGGGGUGAUUAGAAUAUACGACCCGGAAGUUGGCCAGACAGGUAACCCAUGCGAGGACAAGCACCGGAGACUGAUUCGUAGCCAUCGGACCGGCAUUAUGGAUCGAGAUCUGAAGCCCAAUCCCAAGAUUCGUGAUGAGCUCAACGUGAUCUUGUCGUACGAGCCAACGCAGGAUCUGACUGCUGAAGAGAAGGACCUUGUCUGGCGGUUCCGCUAUUUCUUAACUCGUGAGAAGAGGGCGCUUACCAAAUUCGUGAAAUCGGUCAAUUGGCGCGACGUUGGUGAGGCGCAUCAAGCCGUCGAAAUUCUCCCGAAGUGGACCGAGAUCGAUGUUGACGAUGCUCUUGAGCUCCUUGGACCAACCUUCGACAAUGCUGCAGUUCGUUCAUAUGCGGUCGAGCGUCUUCGCAAGGCUGACGAUGACGAGCUUAUCCUCUACCUCUUACAGCUAGUGCAAGCGCUGAAAUACGAAGAUAACUCUAACGGCGAUGCGGAGGACGUGGCACACGACUCAUCCUUGGCCAACUUCCUCAUCACCCGUGCAGCCAACAAUUUCAAACUGGGCAACGAUCUUCAUUGGUACCUUAUGGUCGAAUGCGACGAUGCCGGACCAGGGACUCUAUCGACGCAGCGCAGGCUUUUCGCUCGCGUGGAAUACUACUUCAUGGCAGAGCUAGAGCAAAUCCACCCCGACUACCGAAAGACACUCUUACGACAGGGCGAGCUUGUCGCGGUACUCACCAAGAUGGCCAAGGAGGUGCGAUUCUCGCGCGAGAACCGAGUCCUCAAGAUAGAGAGACUGAAAAAGUACCUGAAAGAUCCGAAGAACGACCUACUCCAUAUCGAUCCUCCGCUGCCACUACCACUGGACCCCGACAUUCUUGUGACAGGCUGCUACCCCGAAGAAGCCAACGUCUUCAAGUCCUCUCUCUCCCCUCUCCAAGUGAUGUUCAAGACGUCUGACGGUCGUAAAUACCCCAUCCUUUUCAAACUCGGCGACGACCUCCGCCAGGACCAACUCGUCAUCCAAAUCAUCAUCUUGAUGGACCGUCUCCUCCAAAAGGAAAACCUCGACCUCAAACUCACCCCAUACCGCAUCCUCGCGACCAACGCCACCGCCGGCGCCGUCCAAUUCAUCCCCUCCGCCUCCCUCUCCGCCAUCUCCGCCAAAUACAAAUCCGUUCUCGCCUAUCUCAAGGCCAACAAUCCCGACGACAACGAACCCCUCGGUGUCCGCAAAGAAACCAUGGACACCUACAUCAAGUCGUGCGCCGGAUACUGCGUCAUCACCUACCUCCUCGGAGUCGGCGACCGCCAUCUCGAGAACCUCCUCCUCGCCCCCGACGGCCACUUCUUCCACGCCGAUUUCGGCUUCAUCCUCGGCCGCGACCCCAAGCCGUUCGCGCCCAUGAUGAAGUUGUGCAAGGAAAUGGUCGAGGGCAUGGGCGGCACCACCUCCCCCCUCUAUCUCCAGUUCAAGCAGUACUGUUUCACCGCCUACACGACCCUGCGCAAAUCCGCCAACCUCAUCCUGAACCUGUUCAGUCUGAUGGUCGAUGCGAAUAUUCCGGAUAUUCGCGUCGAGCCAGAUAAGGCCGUGUUGAAGGUCAAGGAGAGGUUUCAUUUGGAAAUGACGGAGGAAGAAGCCAUUCGCCAUUUUGAACAGCUGAUUAGUGAUAGUGUCAAUGCUAUCUUCGGGGUCGUGAUCGAUCGAUUACAUGAGUUUGUGCAGGGUUGGAGGGCUUAGCCAGUGUUUUUUUUUGUUUCGUUUUAUUAUUUAGGUAUUUAUUCCCCGAGUGUUAGGUUCCCUUGGUGAAUGCAUCAUGCGGCUUGGGAUACUUUACUUUGAGGGCUGGCUGACAGUACCCACGAUUGGAGUCUGGAUGGGUGGGUGGAUUGAUGGAUUGAUUGAUUGAUUGAUUGAUGGGAUGGCGCGGCGCAGAAUUCAUUACUCUAUGCUAUGUUUGUAUGUCUGGUGGAUGAUUGAUACCCUGCUUUCGCUGAGAAGCGGAUACUUAAU
This is a messenger RNA of Aspergillus heteromorphus CBS 117.55, 3011 nucleotides long. Its product is annotated as phosphatidylinositol 3-kinase VPS34. Gene Ontology annotation, biological process: autophagosome assembly; autophagy of peroxisome; phosphatidylinositol-mediated signaling. The record is from RefSeq and is a predicted model, not a curated record. NCBI's taxonomy places the organism in Eukaryota, Fungi, Ascomycota, Eurotiomycetes, Eurotiales, Aspergillaceae. Gene Ontology annotation, cellular component: membrane; peroxisome; cytoplasm. The transcript is spliced from 2 exons. Gene Ontology annotation, molecular function: 1-phosphatidylinositol-3-kinase activity. The coding region runs from base 30 to 2738 and encodes 902 amino acids.